Molecule: messenger RNA, 7584 nt
Organism: Aplysia californica (California sea hare)
Lineage: Eukaryota; Metazoa; Mollusca; Gastropoda; Aplysiida; Aplysiidae
Product: pituitary homeobox x
Exons: 4
Coding region: 1147-2154 (335 amino acids)
Biological process (GO): anatomical structure morphogenesis; regulation of transcription by RNA polymerase II
Cellular component (GO): nucleus
Molecular function (GO): RNA polymerase II cis-regulatory region sequence-specific DNA binding; DNA-binding transcription factor activity, RNA polymerase II-specific
Source: RefSeq, a predicted model, not a curated record
UCCUCCCUCUUUUUUUUCUGUCCCCCUCCGAACUACCUCCUCCCUCGCGGUCUCUCUCCGUCCUCCGCCUCCUCCUCUCUCAUCCGAAACGGACAGCGCUAGUCUGGGGCUAGUGAUCUUGGUAAACAUUACUUCAGUAGCAACUCGCUCCACCUCUAUCACUGCUGUUUCACUCGGUGCAGCAGUAGCAGCAGCAGCAGCAGUAGCAGCAGCAGUAAGGCCGUGCUACGACUUCUACAUACAACAACGACAACAACAGCCCAAGCAGCGCAUGAGCCGACGGAGAUUAUGUUCGCUCUGUACAGAUGUUUGUUUAGCAUUCUGUAGAGGUGUUCUUGAUCGCGGCAACUUUUGGCUUUGUGAUCGUUCCUGCUGCCGUUCAUUUCAGUUCGGGUUAUGUUCACCUGCAAGCUAGAUCUACGCCUGUGACUUGAGACAAAACUUCAUUUAGUAAAAGUGACUUCGUGUUUUGUAGACUUGAAAAGUGUUACUUUAUGAUAUUUCCAAUGACAACUUUGAAGCAAGUCGGAACGGAUCCUUGAUUGACACCGGCCUGUGGUAGCUUUUCGUCACAAUUCCACGUCUCAGAUCCCGAAGGACUUUAUACUUUCCCACUGUGUCGUGUGCCCGACAGACCUGGUCGCUCGUUCGCUCUUUUCACCUGCUCUAGCGAACCAAGUGGUCAGUCGACGCAGACGGCGGAAGUCUUCUAGACUUGACCACACACUGACCACCUGCGAGCCAACUUGGACAGCGGUCAGUGGUAGUAUAAGCGUAUAUCUAUAAGUUACUAUAACUAUAAUUCCUCACUUCAGUCUCCUUGUUGAGCAUGAUUUGGAAGUUUCUGACGACCGUCGUUCUGGUAUAGCUGAGACAGUCUGAGACCGAAUGCUCACGAACGGUAAAGAGACUCUGAUUACUUGACAGACUUUGGGAAAUUGACGGUUUUGUUGAGUCCUCUACGGAUUUGAUGACUCAAAAAUAGUCGAAGAUUUCCCGAAACUUCAACAAAAACAGUUUGCGGUGUUCGUGUAUACUAAAUGCACGCUAGAACACGGAGAGCCAGUGAGCUGUGAGAAUAUUUUGGAUCCUAUUCUUCUCGUCCUCUCUCGGCCGCGGACCGUGGACCUAUCUGAGCAGCUAUAGAUGAACUCUAUGAAUGAACCCUUGUGUUUGGAGGAGUUAGUCGUGAGCGGCCACCACAACCACCACUCGACCACCCACCACCACGGGGGAGGAGGAGGUAUGACAAUGCAUCACCACCACCAUCACCUCAGCGAUUCGAACCCCAUCCCGUCGGGGUCAGAGGCGGCCCUGUCGUCCCCUCCUCACGGCUCAGGGCACCACACCACCACGGCUCACAGGACGCUCACACCGAGCGACGCCGCCUCUGAUAGAUCUGACUCCAACGACGCAUCCAAGACAAAAUCUGACGACGGUAACGAUGACGACAAGAAGAAGAAGCGCCAGAGACGACAGCGCACCCAUUUCACCAGCCAGCAGUUGCAGGAGCUGGAGGCUACCUUUGCCCGGAACCGCUACCCGGAUAUGGCCACCCGGGAGGAGAUCUCUGCCUGGACCAACCUCACUGAGGCUCGUGUUAGGGUUUGGUUCAAAAACCGCCGGGCCAAGUGGCGCAAGCGAGAACGCAAUAUGGAAACGUUCAAGACGGGAUUCGGACCUCAGUUUAACGGCCUGAUGCAGCCACCCUUCGACGAUGGCCUCUACACAGGCUACCCCUACCAGAACUGGGCGACCAAAGUACCGUCUCCACUGAGCUCCAAGACGUUCCCCUGGGGCCUGAACAUGAACAUGAACAGCCCGGUGAACCCUCAUUUGUCCUCAGUGGUCUCUACCCAGCCUCUGGGAGGCUUUUCCUCUUCCCCGGGUCCCAUAAGCAGCAUCAACUCUCCCAUGAUGGGCACUGGGGGCGUUGCCAGUAGCAUGAACUCCCCUGGAGCCCCCUGCCCCUACGGGCCCCCCGCGCCGCCUUACAUCUACAACCGUGAUCAGUGUUCUAACAGUAUCGCCGCGCUCCGCCUCAAAGCCAAGGCUCACUCUUCCCCCUUCUCCUACCCGUCGAUGCCACCCCGCCAGCCACCCACCCUGUCCGCUUGCCAGUACGCCACGGUCGGUAACGGCGCUGCCGUUUGACAUACACCUCAGCCCUAUCCUUCUCCGGCACACUCGUCCUUCCCGACAGCCUCCUCCUCCACAUCACUCGCCCCAGAAGAUCACAGCAGUGUGGGCGCCAGCAGCAGCAGUAGCAGUCACAGCCUAGCUGGCAAGUUGCCAGACCCGCUCGGUCUCAGCAGGGAACUGAGCUUCUUGUAGGAUCUGCUCUGUUCUCGUAGUAUUUGCUCUCUGGUAGUGGUGGUGUCUGCUAUCAUGCAGGGUCUGUCUGGUAGUAUCUAUCUAUUAGAGUCGACCACCUGGUAGUGUCUGCUACUUUGCAGUAGCUGCUAUGACAGUGUCAGCAAUUCAGUAGAAGAGUCUGUUACCUUGUAGUAGCUACUGUCUGGUAGCGUCUGCUAUCUGAUAGUGUCCAUUUGGCAGUGUCUGCUAUAUGGAAUUGUCUGCUAUCUGAUAGUAUUUAUCUGCUAGUGUGUGCUAUCAGCCAGACGGAGGGAACAUCAGAAAGCCAGGCCACUUCCGAACGGGCUGGCUCAGAUGCUCAGGGAGUUCGCCACUGUUCUCCAUUAAGGCAGCCGAAAAAAAUCAGUGUUAGGAUUGGAACACCAGAUAGAAAUGAGCCUUCUAGACCUGCAGAAUAUCGCGCUGAUCUUGUUUAAAGCUUUCGUCCCAAGGGUCAGCAUAUGUCAGUUUUAAUAGUACGAAUGUGAAGUUGGGGGUUGGUUUGUUAAUGACACUGAAUUAUUUAAGGCUAGGAAUACUUGCGAAAUUUUUAAAAGUUGAUCUUCAUCUGUGAUCAGUUAUUUCAUUCCCAAGCUGCCGAAACACGGUCGUAUCUAAAAACAUCUGUGUCAGUUAGACUUGAAAACCCCAAAGGCAUUAACUAGAUAUUCUGAAUACAUAGAUGUGCCUCUUCAACUGGUCGACCCAUAUUCGUUCAUUUUCUUUGACUUAGACUUCGAAAACUCAAACAACACUUCAAUUCAGCAAACCAAAAUUUUAUAAAGCAGACAAACAUAAAGCGAGUAAACUGUGGGACAAAGGGAAGGGAAAGAUAGCCGCAUAAUUUGACCACUCUGAACUGAGGGGCACGCUACACAAUAGAGUGAGAACCAGUUCUAGGGCAGUUGGGUGGGUGCGCCAUAUCGGCACCAGAUUAAUCUAAUUCUCUGGGACUCCAGCUUCCCUGCCCGGUCAAUCGAUAUUAAACCGUCCGAUGAACCAGCAUCCCAAGCGUCAUGUAUACUCCCCGAAACCAACACCCCAGCUUUGUUUUGGCUCUUUUUCUUCUUCACCAGCUCCAAUUUUUCCGAACAUUGAUUUCUCAUGGGCCUCUAAGUCAUGAUUUUUAAGCUCUUCUCCUUCCAAGCAGAAUGCAAGAGUGCAAUUCAAUAUCUAAAUAUAAUUUGGUCAUAUAUUAUUUGCAUUUUCCCGCUAGGCAUCCUAUAGAUAGAUAUUGAUAAAUACAGAAAUAUCAUUUGAUUUCUUAUUUCAGUAUUAGAAAAAGUAUCUUCUAAGACCUAAAAAUUAAACUAAGACUAACAGAGAGUAUAAUGUUAUUCAAUGAUGUGAGGGGAAGGAAAGUAUGUCUUUUUCAAGUGUAUUUCUGUCAUGGAAAAGGUCAAAACUUUUUGUCAUUUUAUGAAGUUACGCAUUUUUUCAAAAGCGGUAUACAACGGAAUUAAUUCAGCUCAAGAGCUCACCAUGUACCAAGCGGUAAAUUAAACAUAAUAUGAAUUGACCUCUCUUCACGUUCGUACAAUUAUUAUUACAUGUUUGUGAUGGGAAAAUAUUGGCGAUGGACAAUAUUUCAAACUGCACUUGUCUGGUCCAGAGCUUGGGUUCUCUAGAAUAACACCAACAGUCAGUUCCAGAAUGUAGCUGUUGGUCAUAAUAAUCGGCUGCCUUGGAAACAGAACAGGCUAAUGAUAGCUGUUUUCUUCACGUAGACUCUGCCCUGACGUCUCUGACGGUUGGAGCGGUCUGCAAAGUGUUAUUGGAGGGACGGACUGCGCCAUUCACGAUCUGUUCAUGCUUUUGUUUUUGUUUUUGUUAUUUUUUUCACAUGAGAAGGAUGGGGUAGUGAGGUACCUUCAAAGACUUUGUGACAAAAUCACACUUUUUAUUAUCUUUAGCUCGAGUUUGACAAGGAUGAAAGACUUCUUGGCCUCUUUAUGUUGGCCUCGUGUGGACUUCAUUACGUCAUAGCAUUGUAAAUUAUCUCACCCUUCAUCGUACUGGUGUUCUAUUGAGUUCAUUGCCUGGAAAUUUGCAGAGAAACUGUUUAUCUCAAGCUGGUGCGGCGAUGAAUCUAUGUAUAAAUCAUGUUGUGCAUUGAUAAAUUUAUGAAUGAAUUCAUUUAAUUCUAAUAUCACGUAUAUGUACACAAUUUGAUAAAUUUAAUAACUAUGUGGUUCACAUUUUAAUUGAAUGUCUGCCGCAUGCUACUUUGCGUUUAUGUUGAACUUUGCUGCUUUGAAUGUUCAAAUGGAGUAAUAUUGUGUGUAUCUGAAGAGACUUUGGCUGUCGAUUUUAACUGUGAAUUCGUUACUUUCUCUAAUGGUGGACUAUUCAGAAAAUAUAUUAUUUAAAUUAUUGAACUAUUAUUUCGAUAUGUGUAUUCUCUUUGUCUGUUCUUUAAAGGAUCCAAAAUUUGCUUGCCUAUAACAGCGAAUUGUUUCUACUCUGAUAUAACUCUUCGGCAGUCCUUUUGAUUAUUAAGGUCUCGAUGUUUAUCAAACAGGAGGAAUGAGAUGUUCUAGGAUGGAAGAAAAUAUUUAUUUCUAAGAAAUGUAUAGAGUGUGCGAGACUGAUAAUCCAAAAACAUUGAGCAAAUGAAUUUCAAAAUUUUUCUUUCUCAUUGUGCUCACAGACAUUGUGAUUAAUUUCAAUACGAUAGCCAGUGGCAUUACCAGCACAAAUAACAUCUACAUUUUGUUUUCAGAAAGACUUUGUCAUAUCAAUUUUUGAAAAGAACCUUUGAAAAACCAAACAACACUGAAUUUUUCAACUAAAAUUUGAUAAUAAAUUUUCUUUUGGGUACUUCUUCUUUAAAGGAUCCUUUUUCCUUUCAUCAUUCAUCGACUUUACAGAAGUUGGGAAAGAUACCUCUGAUUUUUUAACCACGACGUGUGAAGUUGCAUUUACCAUGCUAACGUUACUUUGUUUUUCUACACUGGAUACUGCGAGACUGUCUUUUCUGUUUCUUUGUUCUCUGAAUGGAUUGAAAUGACAAUGAACAGAUUAUUUUAUAUGCAUGCGUGUUUAUCUCUGUCACCUUUCAUGUCCUUUCAAAUUUUGUUUUAAAGCUGGCUUUUUUCACUGUAAAUCAGCACAGUGAUAUAUUGUAAGGUGUAAUGCAUUGCCACGAGGCCGUUCAACUCUAUGAGGGUUUUAAAGUGGAGACUAUAUAAUUAGUUAAUGUUUUCUCUUGUUGUUUGAGGCUGUCUCUGGGCACAGAUGCGGUUGCAAAUAACCUAAACGGCCCAAGGGAUAGAACAUUUUCAUGACAUCUGACUACUCGAAAAUACAAGCGUAUGUUGUUCAAAGUUAAUCUAAGUGUGAUAGCGUUACAUACAAGCUGUAAACCUUCUUCUUUUCUUUUUCUAAAAUUCGAGAGAUGCAAUUUGUCAAUAAAUCUACGCAAUCUGACACUUUAUAUAUGAACAAGCAGAAAUGUUUAGGAAAAUCAAGUGCUCAUUGGAUUAUCCUAUAAUCUACAUUACUAGACUUUUCGGGAAAUACACGUACAUGAUCAAGAGUUAGUUUAUCCUGAAAAAAAAAAGGUUUGAUUCCUGUUUGUGAUAACUGAAUUGAACUCUAACACCAUGUGAACCGAUCUGGAGUAUAGAUAAGUCCAACAAGGAACUACUUUACGUAGGGCGUAUAAUCAGCUCAAAGAUGGUUAGUGAAUAUCCCUGUAGCCUCAAGAGUAAUAAUAACCUGAUAUCACGAAAGCAUCUAAUUCAACUGACUUCCCUUCGCUCUGUCCUUGUACUGUUUCUGUUUGUAGCGCAAAUCAGGUCCCAGAACAGAACUGACCAUGUUGACACUGGUUCCACCAAAACACAUUGCUAAAAAUGCUACUGGAAAAUAACUUAUCUAACGUGAAUAUUUCCCUUCUAAGAAUGCAAAAAUUUAAAUGUGAAAUGGUAAGAGAGAGGAUCGAUUAACCCGACAUUGUUUCUGUUAUUGUUGUUUUGGUUGUCGUUGUUGAUUCUGUUGUUGUUGUUGUUAUUGUCAUUGUUGUUGUUGUUGUUGCUGCUGCUGUUGUUAUUGCAGAUGGCUUGAAUUUGGUGAGAAACAUAGACUGACCUCUAGUGUUAGUACACUUUUAGAGUCAUCAAGUAUACUCACCAAAAGAAUAAACUAAUGGAAUCUUCUAUAACCUCAUUUCCUGUGUGACGUUUUUCUUGAAACGUUUGUAAAAACCUGUGUGGUCGUGUUUCUCUGAGAGAAAGGUGUUGGUUGCGCUUACCUCGUCAGUUUUGUCCGCUAAAGGAACCCACAGCUUCUAAUAUCCUACAAGAACGAGAAUGCAUUGCAUGUUUUAAACAAUAUUCUUAUUUUAGAAUAUUUUUACAGCAAAGUUUUAAUUUGCCAUACGUGUACACAUGUCACGUUAUAUUGUAGUUUCUUUUCUUUGUCGAAUCAAGCAGCCAUGGUUGCAACUGUACAUUUGAUCACCGUUUCCCAAAUUAUUACUGUAUCUGCAGACUAAAAAACAACGUGAAUCAGUGCUGGUAGGUUCAAAGUGUUCGCGUUUACAUUCAUUACUUUUAAUUUUGGAAACCUUCCAGUAUUCAGCUGAACACGUCUCGAACUUCUAAGAAUGUUUGUUUACUUUGCAAGUUAAAAGUCACCCAAGUUCAAUUUGUAGAUUUGUGCAAGCAUACUAUGAUGAUUUACUUAUUUUCCAUUUCAAAGUUUAUUUUCAAAUUGUUCACUCAAAUCACCUGCUCACGACUGGCAUAAGCGGAUGUAACACUAAUUUCUUUACAAUGAAAAUGUAUCAGUUACAGAGGGUGUUGUUCUAAUUCCUUUCUGAUGAAAUCUCAUCAAAAAGUGAAUGUGACCACACCCCCUUCCCCUCCCCCCACCCCUUCUUGACCAGAAACUCAAAAACAUUAAUAUCUAAAUUACUGUUUUUAGUUAUAUGGUGUGAAUUUUUCGAUUUUCUGUUUUCCAUAAAACAAGAAGAAUGUUAUCAUAAUGUAAUAAAGAAACGUUUGAUUGUCAUUAUAAUAUAGCACUGAAGUGCAGGGAUGUGAGCAUGCAAGUUUGGUGAUACCUUUAUCGACCUGUACAAUGCUUCCUCCAUUGCCUCUUUUGACUUUGUUUUUCAACCUCUCGGAGAUCAAGCCUCUUUACACUUAAGCUUACUAUGUCUAAAGUUCUGAAACAGUAAUGAUUGUGUUAUUAAGCAUUAAAAUAAAAAUGUGUUACAGAAGU